AUGGACGACUAUUUAUACCUGGCCCUGAAGACGUUCCGCGUCUCGGCCAUCAAAACAAAAAGCUCGGCGGCGAUCCCCGAAUCGAAGAAAACGGCAUGGGAGCGUCUCAAGGACGAUAUGUUCGUCACGCUGGAUCCCGUCGUUCUUCUCAAGGCCGAGCUCGACCCUGCGGGCAAAUUGCUGGCGGUGCACGAGGCGGUGAAGGGCAGCGAAGAGCUGGGUGGCACCAACACGAACAUGUCAUUACAAAGAGCUCCGUUCCACGGCGCCGUCACCAUCAAGGGCUCCUCCAACAAUGUCCCCUUCUUCCCCGGCGGCUUCGACGAGGAGCUGUCCCGGAUUCUGGAGAUGUCGCACGACGUCACGCUCCAAAACGACGAGGAGCGCUACCUCGAUUUCAACGAAUUGCUGAAGCGCCCUCCUGGCUUCCAGUACGACGUCGAGUUGGCCGUCGCUCAGCCACAGCAGCCGCAAGCCGAUCAGAUUACCGUGGAGCAACCGGAAGUUGUUGAGUACCCCUUCCCGCUGGACCCAUUCCAACAGGCGGCCAUUUGCGGGAUGGAGCGCGGGGAGAGCGUCUUUGUCGCCGCCCACACCUCAGCAGGCAAGACGGUGGUGGCCGAGUACGCCAUCUCUCUGUGCAAGGCGCACAAAACACGUGCCAUCUACACAUCACCCAUCAAGGCACUCUCCAAUCAGAAAUUUCGUGAUUUCAAGAUGAUCUUCGAAGAGGUGGGCCUGGUGACGGGCGACAUUCAGCUGCACCCCGAAGCCUUUUGCCUCAUCAUGACCACCGAGAUUUUGAGAUCGAUGCUGUACAAUGGAUCGGAGGUGAUUCGAGAGCUCGAAUGGGUCGUCUUCGAUGAGGUGCAAUAUAUCAAUGAUGUCGAGAGGGGCCACGUCUGGGAGGAGGUGCUGAUCAUGUUGCCGGCACACGUGAAGAUUGUCAUGCUGUCCGCCACCGUGCCCAAUGCCGAUGAAUUUGCCGAUUGGGUCGGGCGAAUCAAGAAUCGUCGAAUUGAGGUGGUGUCGACGAAUGAGAGGCAUGUGCCAUUGGAACAUCAUCUCUACACUGGACAGACUCCCGCCGCGCAGCCAGUCGAGCUGAGCACGAGGGAUCUGUUCGACUUCCUCGGCGGAUCCAUCGGAUUCGAGCUGACCGAGCAGGCUGUUGUCAAAAAGACGGACGAGGCGAAGAAACGGAAGAAGCCGGCUGACAAGCUCGAAUCACCACUCGCUCAACCGGCCGACCAGCCAGUUGAUGGCGCCGAGAAUUUGGAGGUGGUGCUGAAACGGCCCCUCCACGAGCCGUCCUUCUACUCGCCCCCGAAAUAUGCAUACGCAAAACGGAUCGACACCCAGACGGACAUUCCCGAAUAUAAGGACAAGGUGGCGGUCACGCUCACACCCAACGCCUUGGCCACGCCCACCAAAUCUGGACAGCAGACACAAACCCUGCAGCCACCGGUGGUCCACGGCACGACAUCGCUGGCGCUUCUGGAUGAAGCCGACGAUGAGCAUCAACAACAGCAAGAAGUGGAGCAGCAGCCGAGUAGCAGCAGUGUGCAGCUUGUCACACUCAACGGGUUGGCCGAUGCGCUCAAUAAGGUGAUACACAAGGAUACGUCACGGGAUAUGGAACGAGAAUCACCGGCGCUUUUGACGGGCACACAGCUCGCCAGCGGCACCUGGGUCAGCUACGUUGUGAACAAAGCCAUCGACUUUCUCUACUCGCUACUGCCCCUCUACGCGCAAAUCCUGGUCAUUGGACUCGGCGUCUUUUUGAGCGCGGUGCUCGCCGUCCUCUACAGCCACCAAAUCUGGAAAUGGUUGAAGCGGCCCGCUCCCAUCGACGGAUUGGAGAUCUACCAGAUGCUGCUGCGCCGACCCGAUGCAGCAGUUGCGGAAUGGUCGCUCACCCGGAAUGCGUCCAAUGGAAAAUGGUUAGUUGGGGGGUCCACCCUAACCCUGAUAAUCUGCCGGCGAGCCAUCUGGCGCGGCACAUUCAUUCCGGAGAAGAAGUACAACCUGCCCCUCUUUGUCACCGCCGACCCGAAACUACUCGAGUUCCUGGAUCGGCUCUUCAAGCAGGUCGAAGAUUUCCUGGCAAAGAAGCUGUUGAAGAAGGUGGUGCUCGUCAUCCAAGAUGAAGGCACGGAGGACGUGCUCGAGCGCUGGCAGUUCGACAUCCAGACUGUGGGCACCUCGACGCCGAAGAAGGAUGUGCAACGAAUCAAGAAGGAGAUGAGCGACGUCAUUAGGCAAAUCACCGCGACAGCAUCAUUUUUGCCGCUCUUGCCAAGCUGCUCAUUUAACGUCGUCCUCUCCGUCAGCGGCUGGCCGCUUAGCGGCAUCGUGAUCACCGAUCACGGCGAGCAGCCGCGUCUUCAAAUCCGCCCGUCCGAUGAAUGGUUCCCGACGAUCUCACUGAAGGGCUCGGCGACGCGGGUCCUAGAAUUCUUUAAUUACGGCAUCAACAGCAUCCUGUACCAGCGCGGCAUCUACUCGGCCGACUCGUUCAAGAGGGAGACGAAGUACAACCUGCCGCUCUACCUCGCCGCCGACCCGACACUACUCGAAGACCUUGAGCCUCUCUCCAACCCAGGGUUCAACUCGAUUCAUUCCAUCCAUGCAAAUUUACUUUUAGAGUCGCUGAGCACAGAGGGGCCCAAGAAGCUGGUGCUCGUCAUCCAAGAGGAUCGCACGAGGGACGUGCUCGAGCGCUGGCAGUUCGACAUCGAGACUGAUGACGUCGCCGAAGAGAAAGAUGUGUAUCAUGGGCUCAGCCAAAUCAUCAAGCAAAUCACGGCGUCGGUGAGCUUCCUGCCGUUGCUGGAGCAGGCGUGCUCAGUCAUCAUGUUCGACGACACGCUUGGUGCGCUCGGGGCAGAGCAAGAGGUCAAGAACGCCGAACAUUCGAUGGACUCGUCGGUGUGCAGCGACAUGACGCGCGAGGCGCUCGGCGACCUCUACAGCUUCAACCAAUACAAGAAUCAACUAUUCGCCAAUCAAUUCGAAUACGAUGCCGUCCACCUGCUCGGCGUCGUCGAGCGGUAUCAACAAAAGUGGAAGCACGCCGACCAGCUCGCCAACGAUUUGGACGACAAAUGCCGACAGCACGAGGAUGCCGCCUUCGCCAAGGACGAGAGGAUUCGGAAGCUUGAAGCGGAACUGAAGGAUGCCCGCGCGCAACUCGCUGCGCAGCUUUCGGAGAGCAACGCGCUCAAGUUGGACCUGAAGGACCUGGAGGCGAAAUUCAAGCUCGUCCAGGGCAUCGUGCGCAAACAGCUGCCCGAGCUGUCGUCGACGGAUCGGCAACAGCUCGCCUUCCUCAACGACGACCGCCAAAUCCAGCGCACACACAGCAAGCGGCUGAAGAAGAACCCGCUCACCGACCACAGCUCCGAGGACUCGCUGAAUGGCGGCCGCUCGGAGGGCAGUCUCGACUACACGCGCGGAUCCGAUGACGACGAAGAUGUCAUUGAGCACAUGCAGACUACCAGGACGACGACACGCGGCUACCGUCGAUCCGGGGCCCUGGCCGGUUCUGACGUUGAGAGGCGCCGCUCACGCUCGGCAUACACGCGGCCCGGAAAGAGGAGCCACAGCAAGUCGACGGCAGCCCUGGAGGAACGCCCGGAAGGAGAGCUGCCCAAGAAACGAUCAUUCCUCCAAGCCGCUCACCCGCCACCGGUAGCUGCUCGUGCGACGACCAGCGUCAAGCAUCGCGUCAGCCUCAACCGCAGCUACAGCGCCGACGAUCUGCUCCGGGAUGUGCCGAAUUUUAAAAAGGUGCUGACACCGACGAUGGCCUCAAGCAGCACGGACAUUCGCCGUGCCGUGGGCCCAGCCUGGACCGGAGGCCGCCCGAUCGCCGAGCGCCCGCACACCUUCGUGCCGUUCAGCGCCUACGUGCGCGUCAAGUCGUGCGACGUCUGCAACGGGGCCAUUCAUUUUGGCGGACGGGCUUCGUUCAAAUGUCAAGAUUGUCAUCAGCUGUGCCACUCGUCGUGCAAGGCUCGUCUUCCGAUCCCCUGUGUCCCGCGCACGCCGAAGACGCCGACAAGAAAUAAGGGACAAGGCAUCGUGCUGACCGACUAUUGCCCGGCCACCUCUCCAAUGAUCCCCUACCCGAUCAUCCACUGCGUCGUGGCACUCGAGCGACGGGGCUGCCUCUCCCACGAGGGUCUCUACCGUAUCCCUGCCCUCCAAGGUCUCAGCAAGCGUCUCCUCAAUGAGCUCAUCUCCACACGCGCCAUCCCCAAGAUGGACAUGCACGACCCGGAGGUGAUCGCCGACACGAUCAAGGGUUUCCUGCGCAACCUGAACGACUCGCUGAUCCCGCGCACGUCGAUCGCCGAAUUCGUGGACGCCGUACAGAAGAAGGACGACGACCUCCUCAACAAGUACAUCAAGGGGUUGCCGCAGCCGCAUCGCGACACGCUGGCCUAUCUCUGCCUCCAUUGGCAGCGCGUCGGCGCGUGCUCCGAGGUGAACAAAAUGCCCGUCGAGAACAUUGCCCGUUGCGUGGCCCCGUCGAUCAUGAAGUACAUGCCGAGCGGGGCGGAGCUGAUCGGCGCCCAGGACACGGUACGGCUACACGUCGAGGUGGUGACGGUGCUGCUGAAGAAGCCGCAAAAGGAGUGGCAGGACCUGUUGAGCCAGUCGACGGCCCCGCGCAACUUUUGCGGCACGAUGGAUUCGAGGAUCGAGAUGGCUAGGCUGACCGAGACGCCGCCGAUGGACAAGAGCAUCCUGGGGCCCGUGUCGACGCCCAUCGCCCCGCCCUCGACUACUCGUUUCCGGCCGCGUGCUCGCCUAUUCGAUUCGCCGUGU
This is a messenger RNA of Mesorhabditis spiculigera, 4836 nucleotides long. The record is from the annotation of a GenBank genome assembly. NCBI's taxonomy places the organism in Eukaryota, Metazoa, Nematoda, Chromadorea, Rhabditida, Rhabditidae.